Molecule: messenger RNA, 3090 nt
Organism: Parnassius mnemosyne (clouded apollo)
Lineage: Eukaryota; Metazoa; Arthropoda; Insecta; Lepidoptera; Papilionidae
Source: the annotation of a GenBank genome assembly
GUCUUGUAUUUAUUUCAAGUCGUGGUAGAAAAAUUUAAGAUUAUGAAAAUGAUUUAGUUAGAUAAUUAUGGUACUUUUCAGUCGUAGAUGGUCAUAUAGUCUUAGAAUUUAUUUUAAAUUAUGAUUUAUCUAUUAAUAAUUAGUUUUUUUUAAAGAUUUUUUGUCAAGAUAUUUUAAAAAAGUUUAUACAAUUUAACCUACACUUUAAGUUUACCUCGUUUUCCGUCUUAUGUAUCAUACAAUGCAAGCCUUAGGUGUUACUUGGAGGAAAAUUGCAUCAAAUAUAAGGGGAACCAGUCCUGUGGCAUAUUUUAGAAGAGCAGUGAAAGUAGCAUUUAGUGAUAAAUAUCUAUUAUAUACAAAUGUUACUAUAUCUAUAAGUUUAUCAUCACUGGGUGACAUUAUGGAACAGACCUAUGAGAUCUAUACAAAAGAACAAGAUGAGUAUGACUUUAAAAGAACCAUGCAUAUGGCAUUUUCUGGUGCUGCUGUUGGUGUGUUGUGUCACCAUUGGUACAAAGUAUUAGAUAAGGUCAUAGUUGGGAAAACUACAGAUAUGGUAGUUAAAAAACUAUUACUUGACCAAAUAAUUUUUUCACCCAUUAUGAUAGCAACAUUUUUUGGAAGUGUUGCUCUGUUUGAAGAAAAUCCAUUAGAAAAUUUCAAAGAAGAAUUGAAAGAUAAAUUUAUAACACUGUAUAAAGCAGAGUGGACGGUUUGGCCACCAGCACAAAUUAUAAAUUUUUAUUUCUUACCAACUAGAUUUAGAGUUUUGUAUGACAAUACAAUAUCUUUAGGAUAUGAUGUAUAUACUUCACAAGUGAAACAUAGUAAAGACAUAAAAAAUAUACCAAAUGAGAUGAAACAAAAAGAAAUAUCUUGACAAAUGUCAUUCAACCUAGUUAAAAUAUUGUUUUUAUUUAAUUUUAUAGUUGUUGAUUUUCAAAACAAUGUACAUACUUGAUAUUUGUAUAAAUGGCAAUACAAUUCAUAGUUUAAAGUUAUCAAUAAAAAGCUUCACUGUGAUAAAAUAAAAUUUAAUUUAUUUAAUACUAUCUAUUAGUCUUGGACUAUGGUGCUAUAAUCAAUAAAUAUUUCUAUAAUGUAUUUUAAUAUUAUUUUUAUUUUAAACAUUCUACUUAGGAGUAAGAAAAGGCUCUUCUACUGGAGAAUUUCUUUUAGAUUUAAUAUUACUGACUACAUUUUGGAUAAUAUUUUCAUGCAAAAUUCUUUCUGGCCAAGACUCAGAAUAUCUGUUAUUUUUUCGACUUCCGAGCAAUGAUGAUACUCUGCUUAUUGUUGGUGUACCUUUAUGUGAACGAAAUGAUCUACCUCGGUUUUCUCUUAAACCAAGCAAUGAUGUGAGCAGUUUAUCAAGUGCUUCAAUAUCAUUCACAUUUCCACUUUGUAUUGUCUGCAUUGGUGUAUUCAUGCCGGAGUUAAUCAUGCUGGAACACUGAGAGCUUGGAGGAUAUGGCUGUAGUCCAAUAGUGCGUAUUACCUGAAACAUUGAUGUAAUGUAAGAACAUUUUAUUUCAAGCAAAAUAGUGGAUGUGGUUAGGGUAAUAUAAUGGUGUCCAUAUGUCCAGAGGUCUUUUCUCCAUAUAAGUCAGUAAGCAAAUGGUCUUUUCUCCAUAUAAAUGCUCACGCCUGUUUUCUUUCUGGUUUAUGACCUUAACGAGUUUUUACAGUAAAAUAAAUAUCAACCUAUUCUGUGCCCCUGUUUUCCUUUUUGAUAAUACAUUACCUUUAUAAGCACUAGAACCCUUACAAAAUGCUCAAAGUUUCCUAUUUAGACUGCUGUCAACGGAGGCCUAGUGUUCAAAUUUGAUAACUAAUACUGAAAAAAGAAUAACAUAGGAACACAGUGUAUAUCCUUCUUAUUCAGUUUAUGAAAUAUCUUUUAGGAAAUGGUAGAGAACCAAAUGUCGAAGUAUGCCUUUUUACCAUUACGUAACUAACUAUGCUAUUCUAUAUCUAUGCUAUUUACAUAGGCUAUUCAGUCGGAUUUACAGUUGUCGGACGCCGAGCGCUCGCAGAACGACAGCAAUAGAUUCUUUAUAUACCUAAUUUUCAAGUCUAGGCUUAAGAUUUUGUUGAACUUCGACUUUUGAUGCCUUUUACUUCUUUUAGCCCAAGGCCAAAGUAACGACAAUGAAGUAAGGUGUCCUUCAAAGGUGCAGCUGUACUUCGCUUCGAACAUUAUAUACAGCACUAAUCUGGUGGGAUAUUGAGUAUUGCUGCCACUUACGUGCUGGUACUGCAAAGUGCAGAUGCCUCAAACUCAAAAAUGAGGGUUAUCUCCAACCCGUAUAGUGUGAAAGGGUACUUGUAGUCCCGACAAAGAGCAAAGAUACGAACACCGUCGCGUUAUAGUAUUGUAAAUUUUCUCCGUCGCCGCAGCGGUAGAGCCUCUAUCGAAUUUCUCCACGACAAGUCAUCAUUAUCAUUAUAAUCAUUACAGCCCUUUACAAGUCCACUGCUGAACAUAGGCCUUCCACAAGAAAUGCUACAAAGCACGGUCCUGAGUCACCUGCAUCUACUGUGUGUGGAUUACUCUGGUUCUACUUCGGAUAUCCUCAUUUCUGAGUUUAUCACGCUGAGAAACCCUGACCGUAGCACUCUCCAUAGCUUGCUGAGCGACCUUGAGCUUCCUCAUACAGUCAGCUGUGAAGGAUCACGUCUCAUCCAUAAGUCAUCACUGGCAAUACGCACUGGUUGUACAAUCUUGUUUUCAAGUUUUGAGGUAUACCUAACGUGACCAUACGUCCCGCUUUGGGCGGGACAGUCCCACUUUCAGGCUGUCUGUCCUGCUGUCAGCGCAGGCAAGAUUGUCCCGCUUUCGCAAACAGACCUAACUUCAUACUUCUACAUCUACGAAUUUUUUUUUUAAUUUAUUCAGGACAACAAACAAUUACAUAAUAAUGCUUAAACCAAAUAACAUUUUAUAAAUAACAUUAGUCAUUAUGUAACCAGCACCGUUAUCCACAAAGUAAUAUUAAAUUGGUAACAGUAAAUAAUAAAUGCACAAUAAACAGAGUAUAUGUAAAAAAGGGAAAAUAAAAUAAAAUUGACAGUAUUCAGUAACAU